AUAACUCUUUUUUUUCUUGCACUUCCGGUAGAUCACAUGAAAGAAAGAUGGUAAACAGCUGAUAAUUGAAAACAAUGCUUGAAAAAUCAGGAUUAGGGAGUCUCCGAUGUACAAUUCAGUUUAGCUGAUCAUGAGUUACAAAGACAGCAUCAGUCCGCCGGAAGACAUGGAUGGAGAUCCCGAUAUUUACGGGAAUAUCCCCCCUGGGACACCAGAAAGGACUCAUCUCUUACAAGCCACAGUGUUCAUAGAAGAUGCUGCUAGGUAUCGGGAGAUCUGUCAUCGUGUGGACAAGAGAGCUCUGCAGAUCUACAGACUCUACCAUUCAAACUUUCUACAAAGGAGCCGUUAUGCCUUUAUUUUUGUGCUCCUUUUCCUGGCAUUCUUUGAGUUCCCGUCCUCUUUGACCUGGACGUCAGACAUCCGUAAUCGUGGAGACAGAGUGGAAGUUCCCUGCGGAGUCACGGAGGGAAUAGAACUCAUCUGUCUACUCUUCUUUGUCACGGAUGUCAUCAUAAAAUACUGGUUGAUUGGCUUCACUCAGUUCCGUAAGAAGAAGUGGAUGGUAGCUACAGUGUUUGUCCUGGGGAUUUCCCUCAUAGACUGGUGUGUCAGCAUCAGCUUCAAAUGUAAUGAGGCUACGAGAUUUCGUAGAAUAAUCCGUCCAUUUUUUGUUAUCAACUACUCCAGCAUCAUGAAGAAAACUGUCAAAUGUCUUCAGAGGACGCUGCCUGAGGUUAUAAGUGUCCUCCUGUUGCUGGGGUUACAUCUCUUUAUAUUUUCUCUGAUUGGAAUGUUAUUAUUUCCUAAUCCUAAGCCCUAUGAUGAGAUGCGCAAUGUCACUGAUGGUGGACUAUCUGCCCUCCUGUCUAACAUUACCACUCCCUCUCCCUCUAAUUCAACAAAUGUGAUAGGAGAGGGAGAUAAAUAUUUCCGUAGUUUACUGGACUCCUUUAUGAAUCUCCUGGUUCUACUAACAACAGCCAACAAUCCUGAUGUAAUGAUGCCUGUUUACCAACAAAACAGAUUUUACUCUUUGUAUUUCAUAUUAUUUCUCCUAAUUGGGAACUACUGUUUUAUGAACAUGCUUCUCGCUGUCAUUUACAAUCAGUUCCGAGGGUAUUUCCAGACCUCCAUGCAGUCUGACCUUUUAAGAAGGAGGGUGGGAAUCAGAGCAGCCUAUGAGGUCCUGAAAGGGGCAGAUGGACACUCCAACAUCUCCCCCUCAGAACAAAGAUAUGGGGUUUCUAUGUACAAUGUCAAAACAAUAAUAGAACAUGCUGAUUUACCCAACCAUGUCAAAUCUGCACUAAGAGUG
Messenger RNA from Saccostrea cuccullata (small rock oyster), 1318 nucleotides. Its product is annotated as two pore channel protein 2-like. Gene Ontology annotation, molecular function: voltage-gated channel activity; ligand-gated sodium channel activity; intracellularly phosphatidylinositol-3,5-bisphosphate-gated monatomic cation channel activity. The annotation marks the transcript as partial. Gene Ontology annotation, cellular component: lysosomal membrane. Gene Ontology annotation, biological process: monoatomic ion transport; transmembrane transport; calcium-mediated signaling. The transcript has 13 exons. NCBI's taxonomy places the organism in Eukaryota, Metazoa, Mollusca, Bivalvia, Ostreida, Ostreidae. The record is from RefSeq and is a predicted model, not a curated record.